CCAAAGUCAUUCACAUGUUUCUCAGGUCCAAAAGAAAUUGAGUAGAGAGAGAGCAUAAGAAAAGAAGGGCCACUUGGAAGCAGAAAGAAAGGAAAUGGAACAGACAUUAGCCCCAGAAGCAAGCAAACCUUUUUUCCUUUCUUCUUUUUUUGGCCAAUCUGCUAGAACCCAUGUGCAAAAAGUAAAUGCUGUAACUUUCCUUCCAUAUCAGCAAUAAUUAAAGGGAAUCUCAGUACUUCUACUUAUAGUAUAAUCGGAGACGCACCCUGUUCAAAGCAUAUUGCAUUAGGGUUCCCGAGGAAAAUGGGUAUCACCGAAGAACUGGUCAGAAGUGUCUUCUCAAGAAGCCGGUCUGUUGGGACGCAUGAAAGCAAUCAGGCAAGAAGCCAUGCAGGUAAUAAGAGAAGGUGGACUGUAGUUAGAUCAUACCUUUGCGGAGAUGAGUUCAAUUCAGUACUUGCAGAGGAAGAUUCUGCUUCAGUUAAGAGCUCAGAAGCAACAGUUACACAGCCCGUGCUUGAUGAUUCGGCAAGUAAAGGAGACAUCCAAAGUGAAGUGACUAAAGAAGAUAAUAUCCCAAACCAAAAGCAUAAUUCAACGUCUGAAUUAUUUAAGCAAGAAGAUGCAGCAAUAGUUAUCCAGUCUGCGUUCAGAAAUUUUCUGGCUACACGUCAAAGUAAAGAAAUCAUAUUGGAGGAUGAUAAACAGGAGGCUGUCAUGGCAGUGGACAGUCCAAAUAGGGAUUCUGUAGGCACAUCAAUUGAAGUUCAGACCGGAAAUUCUACAGAAGUUCUGUCAGCUAAACAGGAACCGUUUUCUGUUCAUUUCCAAAUGCCAAAGAAAGCCAGAACUCAGAUUUUCAGGAUAAAGGAAGACUGGGAUGAUAGCACAGUGAGUAGCAAUAUAUCAAGAAUGAGGAUUCAGAACAGACUGGAAGCUACAAACAGGCGCGAGAGGGCACUGGCAUAUGCUUUUGCACAACAGCUAAGAAUAUGUUCAAGGAAAAAGCAGGCCAGAUCUGAUGGUACCGAACCCAACAUGGGUUGGAGCUGGCUAGAAAGGUGGAUGGCAACCCGACUUCCAGAAUGCUCUGUUGAAAGUCAUACAAGCAAGCAAUUUGAACCUAUAAAUAGCAGUCACAAACUUGCAGCUAGGAAGAGAAUUUUUGAUAUAGCAGGAGAAGAAAGGGAAAGCUGUGGAUCUAAUGAGGUCUCCGUCCAAUUUGAUAGCAUGUCAAUGACCACAGCCAGCGAAGAUGGCGGCGUGCAAACCAGAAGGAACUGGGCUAGGUCAACAAGAGCCAUAUCAAGGAGGAAAACAGUGCCAAGCUACCACUGUCAGAAAGAGAAUUGUAAGGUAAUCAAGAAAGAGUGUCAAAACGAGAUGAGCAACAUGAUAAGAUAACCAAGAAACAGAGAAGAAAUAAGUGCAAACAUACUGAUUUGCAACAGUUUAAGCUCCUUGUAUGAUUCUUUUUAAGUGAGACUGUAACUGUUCAAGGGUAAAUUCUCAAUUACUACUUGCAGAUGAAUAGUGUAUGGCUUCAAAAAAUGUUACAAUUUCCCCUGUAAAUGUAAGUUAAUAAGACUGUUUAUCAAAUUGAACCCAA
Molecule: messenger RNA, 1609 nt
Organism: Ricinus communis (castor bean)
Lineage: Eukaryota; Viridiplantae; Streptophyta; Magnoliopsida; Malpighiales; Euphorbiaceae
Product: protein IQ-DOMAIN 33
Exons: 7
Coding region: 304-1404 (366 amino acids)
Molecular function (GO): protein binding
Source: RefSeq, a predicted model, not a curated record